CGGUGCACCACGGGGGUGCGCUUUCAAACUGACCAGCGCGUCUCUGUGGCAGCGCAGACACUCUCCUCUCUCCACAUCAUCCAGCACUGAGCAGCCUCGCUGCAGCUGACCACCGAAGCUGCAGGUGCAGUAGAGCCGUGAAGAAGAAGAGGAAGAAGAAGAAGAAGAAGAAGAACAACAACAACAACAACAAUAACAACAAGGUGAUGUUGUCUUCUCAGGUCACUGGGACUGUGCAUUCAGCAAGGGUUUGAAUCUGUCAGGACACUUCCCAGCAGCCUCUCCUCAGGCAGGGACAGUUUACCCACUGUCCUAAAGCAAAAGCAACAAGCAGCUACAACUUUGCACUCUUCCACCUGCUUUGCUUUGGUCCCUAGCGCUAUGGCCUUCACCCUGUCAGAGAUCAUGGCAGCGAGGCGACAGCAGUCGCAGGCUCAGUCACAUGCACAGCGAGGCAACAGGACUGCUGUGGAGGUGGAUGAGUACAGCACCAACCCCACUCAGGCCUUCACCUUCUACAAUAUCAACCAGGGACGCUUCCAGCCGCCUCAUGUCCACAUGGUUGACCCAAUGCCUCAUGACACCCCCAAACCACCAGGCUACACACGCUUUGUGUGCAUCUCAGACACACACUCACGCACUGAUGCCAUCCAGAUGCCAUAUGGGGAUGUGUUCAUCCAUGCUGGAGACUUCACCGAACUGGGGUUGCCCUCUGAGGUCAAGAAGUUCAAUGAUUGGCUAGGUACACUCCCCUAUGACAUCAAGAUAGUAAUUGCUGGAAACCAUGAGUUGACCUUUGACCAGGAGUUUAUGGCAGACCUCAUCAAACAGGACUUCUACUACUUCCCUUCAGCCUCAAAGCUCAAGCCAGAGAAUUAUGAGAACGUCCAGUCACUGCUCACCAACUGCAUUUACCUGCAGGACUCCGAGGUCACUGUGCGGGGCUUCAGAAUCUAUGGCUCCCCCUGGCAGCCUUGGUACUACGGCUGGGGAUUCAACCUGCCGAGAGGUCAAGCUCUGCUGGACAAGUGGAACCAGAUCCCAGACAACACUGACAUCCUGGUCACACACUGCCCUCCACUGGGUUUUCUGGACUGGGUUCCCAAGAAGAUGCAGCGUGUUGGGUGCAUGGAACUGCUCAACACAGUCCAGAGGAGAGUUCAGCCCAAAUUACAUGUAUUCGGGCACAUUCAUGAAGGUUAUGGCAUGAUGACAGAUGGCACAACAACAUUCAUCAAUGCUUCAGCCUGCACCGUGAACUUCCUUCCCAUGAACCCACCCAUUGUCUUUGACCUCCCCAAUCCCAGGACUACAUGACUACAGGAAGCUAACCCGCAAACUCCUACCAUCAGUCUGGAGAAAGGAAACAAGAGAGGUAGGUGAGGAGGCAGGAAGAAUGGACCAAAUGCUGUAAAUAUUGCACAGGUGUGUGUUUAUCAUGUGCAGCACAUGUCCACAGAAUCUGAUUGUGAAGCUGACCAAGUGAGGAACUCUCCCUCACUCUGUUUUUGUUAUCUCAUAUGCCAUAAUUUCUUCAUCUCAACACAGACUUUAAAAGUGGACACAAGGACAAAUGGAAGGAUACUUUAAAAUGCAGACAAACUGACGAUUAUCCAACUUCUCUCUCACUGCACU
This is a messenger RNA of Archocentrus centrarchus (flier cichlid), 1635 nucleotides long. RefSeq names its product metallophosphoesterase domain containing 1 (gene mpped1). The record is from RefSeq and is a predicted model, not a curated record. Lineage: Eukaryota; Metazoa; Chordata; Actinopteri; Cichliformes; Cichlidae. Bases 382 to 1317 code for a protein of 311 amino acids. The transcript is spliced from 7 exons. Gene Ontology annotation, molecular function: hydrolase activity.